This is a messenger RNA of Brassica rapa (field mustard), 855 nucleotides long. RefSeq lists its product as uncharacterized. Lineage: Eukaryota; Viridiplantae; Streptophyta; Magnoliopsida; Brassicales; Brassicaceae. The record is from RefSeq and is a predicted model, not a curated record. Gene Ontology annotation, cellular component: chloroplast nucleoid. Gene Ontology annotation, biological process: superoxide metabolic process. Gene Ontology annotation, molecular function: superoxide dismutase activity; metal ion binding.
AUGGAUCCUUACGUCGUUGCCGAUUCUAGCUUCCGGGAAGGGGAGACUCACUUAGCUCCGCCUUCGCCGGCUUUUGGUCACGGAGAGUGGAGGUUCGCAAAGCUCCACACUGCCGUCUUUGGAUCCCUUACGGAUGAGCUCUCAGAAGAAGAUGAUGCUCUCCGAAAAAGAGGACGACGGCAAGUGAAGAAAGAAGAGUUUGGUUUCGAGAUCGCGUUGGGAGCGAUGGAGUUCUCGAAAGGUUCAAGGCAGCUGCAGCCUCCAACUUUGGUUCCGGUUGGACCUGGCUUGCAUGUGAGUGUUUUUUUUUUUUUACUUUGCUUUUGCUUCUCCACGAAAAUAAAUAAAUUGCUAAUCCCAAAACAUAUUUCAACUGAUGCAGACAAGGCGAAUAGACUGGAUGUUGCAAAUGCCAUAAAUCCACUUCCAACGGAGGAAGACAAGAAGCUUGUAAUAGUAAAAACUCCCAAUGCAGUAAAUCCGCUCGUAUGGGAUUAUUCUCCACUUCUCGCCAUUGAUACAUGGGAGCACGCUUACUAUCUGGAUUUUGAGAACCGAAGAGCUGAGUACAUAAAUAUAUUCAUGGAAAAGCUCGUGUCAUGGGAAACAGUAAGCACGAGGCUAGAAUCUGCAAUGGCUCGAGCAGCUCAAAGAGAACAAGAAGGAACAUAUACCGAAGAUGAAGAGAAUUCGGAGGAUGAAGAGCCAGAGGUUUACUUAGAUAGUGAUGUUGAUGUAUCUGUGGUUGACUAAAAUAACUAAGAAUCAAUCGUAACAUUAGCAUCUGAAUGAAAUGUCAAUUUUACUGUAUAAACUUUGCUAUCAACCCUUAAAUUUUUAAAUAAUUCUUUAAGA